Molecule: messenger RNA, 2622 nt
Organism: Balaenoptera musculus (blue whale)
Lineage: Eukaryota; Metazoa; Chordata; Mammalia; Artiodactyla; Balaenopteridae
Gene: KCTD10
Product: potassium channel tetramerization domain containing 10
Exons: 7
Coding region: 101-1051 (316 amino acids)
Biological process (GO): proteasome-mediated ubiquitin-dependent protein catabolic process; protein ubiquitination; protein homooligomerization
Cellular component (GO): Cul3-RING ubiquitin ligase complex
Molecular function (GO): protein binding; ubiquitin-protein transferase activity
Source: RefSeq, a predicted model, not a curated record
UUCCCGCCCCUGCCCCGCCUCCGCCCCAGGCUCACGCGAGCUGGGUGUUUCCUGUCUUUCUUAGUCCGGGUUUGGAGACUCCGGCGUCCUCCGGCUUUUCAUGGAAGAGAUGUCAGGAGAAAGUGUGGUGAGCUCAGCGGUGCCAGCGGCUGCGACCCGCACCACUUCGUUCAAGGGCACAAGCCCCAGCUCCAAGUACGUGAAGCUGAACGUGGGUGGAGCCCUGUACUACACCACCAUGCAGACGCUGACCAAGCAGGACACCAUGCUGAAGGCCAUGUUCAGCGGGCGCAUGGAGGUGCUCACGGACAGUGAAGGCUGGAUCCUCAUUGACCGCUGUGGGAAGCACUUUGGUACGAUACUCAACUACCUUCGUGACGGGGCGGUCCCCUUGCCUGAGAGCCGCCGGGAGAUCGAGGAGCUGCUGGCAGAAGCCAAGUACUACCUGGUCCAGGGCCUGGUGGAAGAGUGCCAGGCAGCCCUGCAACAGAACAAAGAUACUUAUGAGCCUUUCUGCAAAGUUCCUGUCAUCACCUCAUCCAAGGAAGAACAGAAACUUAUAGCGACUUCAAAUAAGCCAGCCGUGAAGUUGCUCUACAACAGAAGUAACAACAAAUACUCGUAUACCAGCAAUUCUGACGACAAUAUGUUGAAGAACAUCGAACUGUUUGAUAAGCUGUCCCUGCGCUUUAAUGGAAGGGUCCUGUUCAUAAAGGAUGUCAUUGGGGACGAAAUCUGCUGCUGGUCCUUCUAUGGCCAGGGCCGCAAGAUCGCUGAAGUCUGCUGUACCUCUAUCGUCUACGCCACCGAGAAGAAACAGACCAAGGUGGAGUUCCCUGAAGCCCGGAUCUAUGAGGAGACCCUGAAUAUUUUGCUGUAUGAGGCCCAGGAUGGCCGGGGACCUGACAACGCACUCCUGGAGGCCACGGGUGGGGCGGCCGGACGCUCCCACCACCUGGACGAGGACGAGGAGCGGGAGCGGGAGCGGAUCGAGCGCGUGCGGCGGAUCCACAUCAAGCGCCCGGACGACCGGGCCCACCUCCACCAGUGAGCGGGCAGGGGGCCCCCGAGCGCGCCCGCCCGCCCUGCUCCUCCCUGCUGUGCACGCAGAUCCCCCGAGAGCUCCCGGGCCUCCCACUUCCCCCCGAGCCCGGAGAGACUGCAUAAAAAGCCAGAUGACGAUUUUGGUAUUUCUCGACCAGGUGAAUGGAUUGUCUUUACCCAGGUGAACACACCCCUGCUAUUGAACAAGCUGGGUCCAAGGUCUCUGCCUUCCUGAGAAUCCGAGAAGCACUGGAGCCAGGCUUUCCUGGUUCUGGAGGAAGAGGAUGAAUGGGUGUGGUGUGUAUGUGAGAACUUGUCUGCAGUAUUUAUUUCUGUGGGUGUUGACUGCCUCUUGGAGCUUCUCGGGUCGCCUUCCCUCCAGGGUUCAGUUUGUCAGCUCUGAGACGGGUCCUGUAGUCGGCGGUCACCAGCGGUGUCUGCGAGCUCAGUGUUUCCUGACUCUACCCCAGCACCCUGGCCCCAUCCCCAUGCCCGGCACAGGCUCCACGGCUUUGAGAACAGCCCAUCCCGCCCCGGGCAUCGAUCCUAGAGCUUGUUGAAGGACCACAGCUCGUAGCAGUGGAGAUCCCACCUGGGGGGUUCCUGCCUCUCAGCCGCUGUUCCUAGUGUGGCUCUGGAUGCCCAGCUCUGUUGAAGGGGCAGGCCUGUUGCCCCUUCUGCUGAUCUGUGGUCUGGUGCUCGUUGGGACCCCGCAGGGUCUGGCCGAGAGCAGAGCUGCCCCUUCCUCUGCCCUCCUUGUUGACCCACUCCAUUCUGGGAAGGCUGCCUGGCCUGCUUACGGGCAUAGCGCACAGACCACUGCCCGGUGGGCUCCAUUCCUUCCUCCUUGGCCUUCUGCCCCGUUAAGUGGGACUUAUUGCCCCCAGCGGAUGCCCUGCCCUUUGCUUAGAAGAAAUUAAACAUGGCCCCAGACUCUGUUCUGGCGUCCAGACGGGACCACUGCUCACACCAGCAGCCUCAGGACGGCUCACUUGCUGUCAGUGCAGCCGUCACCUGGAGACCCCUUCCCGUCUCUGAUUCUUACACAGUGUGGCGUGGCCGUCGGUGAGCAGACGGAGAGGACGUGCAGAUCCUUUUGGGUCCGGUCAGUGUGCGUGUUCAUGUUUGUUUAAGGGACGUGUGCGACUGUGGAUGAGGAUGUGUGCCCGUGGGGCCUGGGUGGCCCGCACUGGAGCCCUGCUGCCUGCACGGCGCUCGUGUGGGACGGACGUUCUCGGUUACCUACCUCCCCGUCUCCUCCGCGCCCGUGACGCACAGAGGGAGUGGUGACGAAUGUGGGUGCUUAAGACUAGGCUGAUAGAGUAGUUCCAAGGAGAUUCGGAUGUGUGUAAGGUAUGGAUGGGUUUUGUCCGCUAUUCAAGGGAAACGUUACCAUUUUAUACCAAAGGUAUGAAUACGGGCAGCCUUUGAUACAGUGUAUUCGAACAAAACGAGUUUAUAUUUUGAAAUGGUUUUUACAGCUUAGACUUUGUACAUCCUGCCCUACUUGUGACAGUUGUAUGCCUUUAUUUUGUAUCCAGCAGCAAAGCCUACAAUAAAACUUUAAAACAAUCAUGA